CAGCACCAACAAACAUAAAAGCAGAUAAUAGACAUAAAACUAAAUUAUGUAAUGCUGUUAUAUUACGUAAAGAGAAUGGAGAUGAUGAUGACAUCAAAAGAUCUAGAAACUCAAGAGAUGCUGUAGGUAAACUUAAUAGAAUUACUGAUUCUGCACAUAGGCUCUGUGAUAUUGCUCAACGAGAAAAUAAUCAAUUGGCUCCACUUCAGUCACAAAGGGUCUUGACCCCAUUUCCCUGGAUUAAACCUUAUGAGGUUUAUGAAAAUGAGAUUGAUAGUGUUAUAAUUCUUGAAUUACAUGACUAUUUAAAUCAUACUCAAAAUCCAUCUACAAACGAAUUACUUACAGAAGAACAAAUAGUCCAAAUGGUCACCACUAAUAAUGAUGAACCAGAUAGUGAUGAAGAGCCACAUCAAAUCAAUGAUAAGGAAGCACAAAUACCUUUCAUAGCUAUUUUGAACAAUAAAAAAGUCUUGCAUCUAAUAAUGACCAAGAGUCAGAAUCCUGAAAAAAACGCUAAACUCCACAGCAAAAAAUUAUUCACAUGCAAGAAAAUCUUUUUCAAUUUCCCGAAACCAAGAGACCUCACAGACAGUCGAAUUGAAAAAUUCAUCACCAAGUAA
Entrophospora candida is the source of this 623-nucleotide messenger RNA. NCBI's taxonomy places the organism in Eukaryota, Fungi, Glomeromycota, Glomeromycetes, Entrophosporales, Entrophosporaceae. The record is from the annotation of a GenBank genome assembly.